Molecule: messenger RNA, 9541 nt
Organism: Grus americana (Whooping crane)
Lineage: Eukaryota; Metazoa; Chordata; Aves; Gruiformes; Gruidae
Gene: PPP6R2
Product: protein phosphatase 6 regulatory subunit 2
Exons: 24
Coding region: 359-3163 (934 amino acids)
Cellular component (GO): cytosol; nucleus
Molecular function (GO): protein phosphatase binding; protein phosphatase regulator activity
Source: RefSeq, a predicted model, not a curated record
CGCUGGGCAGCAGCGGGGCCGCCGCCAUUUUGGAGGCAGCCGGAGUGUCCGCAGCUCGCCGCCUCGCCGCCCGCUGUCAGCGCAGCCCCGGCCGCGGCGCUCCGCCUCGGACGCGGCCCAUGCCCGCCGGGCCGCCGGCCCUCGCAGCCAGGCAGCGCGCCAGCGGCCUCGCCGUGGGGCGGAGGGCAGGCCCGGACCCCCAGCAGGAUAGGAAGCUUGAGAGAGAAUUCACACUGGAUGAAAAUAAUUUUCUGAAGCUGGGUAUAUUCCAGGAACUGUAACCCAAAUGUUUCUCUGUCCGCGGAGAAGAUUUCACAUUUGAAAUAACCUCUACUGAAGCUAGUUGUGUCCCAUCAACAUGUUCUGGAAGUUUGAUUUGAACACAACAUCGCAUGUGGACAAGCUGCUGGAUAAAGAAGAUGUGACACUUCACGAGCUGAUGGAUGAAGAUGACAUCUUACAGGAGUGCAAGGCUCAGAACCGCAAGCUGCUGGACUUCCUUUGCCAGCAGCACUGCAUGGAGGAGCUGGUCAACCUCAUCACACAUGAGCCCCCUGUGGAUAUGGAUGAGAAGGUCCGCUUCAAGUAUCCAAACACAGCCUGCGAACUGCUGACCUCGGAUGUGCCGCAGAUCAACGACAAGCUGGGAGGGGAUGAAACCCUGCUGAACAUCCUCUAUGACUUCUUGGAUCACGAGCCUCCUUUGAACCCUUUGCUUGCCAGUUUCUUCAGUAAGACUAUUGGGAAUCUCAUUGCAAGAAAAACGGAACAGGUGAUUGCAUUUUUAAGGAAAAAAGACAAAUUUAUUAGCCUGGUGCUAAAGCAUAUAGAUACAUCAGCGAUGAUGGACCUCCUGCUUCGUCUAAUCAGCUGCGUGGAGCCUGCGACUCUACGGCAGGAAGUACUGAAUUGGCUUAAUGAAGCAAAGAUUAUUCAGAGACUUGUGGAACUGAUCCAUUCAAGCCAGGACGAGGACAGGCAAUCAAAUGCUUCCCAGACCCUGUGUGAUAUCAUAAGAUUGAGCAGAGACCAGAGCAAUCAACUCCAGGAUAUACCUGAGCCUGAUCCACUUCUCACAGCACUGGAAUCGCAGGAAUGUGUGGAGCAGCUCCUGAAGAAUAUGUUUGACGGAGAGCAGACUGAAAAUUGCAUAGUGAAUGGAACACAAGUUCUUCUAACAUUGCUGGAAACAAGGCGCUCUGGAGUGGAAGGACUGAUGGACUCAUACACUCAGGGAUUUGAAAGGUCUUACACUGUCAAUAGCAGCAUCUUGCAUGGCAUUGAACCGAGGCUAAAGGACUUCCACCAGCUGCUGCUCAGCCCUCCCAAGAAAACAGCAAUCCUAACUACAAUUGGUGUCUUGGAGGAGCCACUGGGGAAUGCUCGUCUUCAUGGAUCUCGUCUAAUAGCUGCUCUGCUUCACACAAACACUCCCAGUAUUAAUCAGGAACUAUGCAGACUCAGUACCAUGAAUUUAUUACUUGACUUAUUUUUUAAAUACACAUGGAAUAACUUUUUGCAUUUCCAAGUGGAAUUGUCUAUAGCAGCUAUUCUCUCACACUCUGUGCAAGAGGGAAAAACUACUACUAAUGACCUAGAAAGCAAAGAAGAGGUGCUGAAUGGAAAUGUGGCCACAGAGAACUCAGAGACUCCGGGAAACGAUACCGAGAAUAUCAUGGUUACUCAUCUGUUCCAGAAGUGCUGCCUGGUGCAAAGGAUACUGGAUGCCUGGGAGGCCAAUGACAAAAUACAGGCAGAAGGUGGAAUGAGGCGAGGCAAUAUGGGCCACCUCACCCGGAUAGCCAAUGCUGUCGUGCAGAAUAUGGAGAAGGGCCCCAUGCAGACUCAAAUUAGUGAGUUCAUUAAAGAGCUACCUGAAGAUUGCAGAGGGAGAUGGGAGAGUUUUGUAGAAGAGACGCUGACGGAAACGAACAGGAGGAAUACAGUGGAUUUGGUGAGCACUCACCAUCUGCACUCUUCUAGUGAGGAUGAAGACAUUGAGAGUGCUUUUCCCAAUGAACUUUCUCUCCAGCAGGCCUUCUCCGAGUACCAGAUCCAGCAGAUGACAGCUAACUUUGUGGAUCAGUUUGGCUUUAACGAUGAGGAGUUUGCAGACCAGGAUGAUAAUAUCAAUGCUCCCUUUGACAGGAUCGCAGAGAUCAACUUCAAUAUCGAUGCUGAUGAUGACAGUCCCAAUGCUUCCCUUUUUGAAGCCUGCUGCAAUGAGCGGAUCCAACAAUUUGAUGAUAAUGAGGAGGAAGAAGAUAUCUGGGAAGAGAAGGAGAUAACCUAUGCAACCCAAGUUAAAUCAAGAACACGAUUUGGAGCAUCUCAGACCUCAGAGAGUUCAUCAAAAAGCGAUCUUGAGAACGGAGAUCAUGAUGGUAGUGUGGACUCCGAAGAAGAGGAGGAAACAGAACAGCAGCCACCUCCUUCCUCAGCAAACAACAACAAGAAUAAUGUUUCUGAGCAGAAAGACUCUGACUCCUCUGAAGGGUCGGGAUGGACAGCCGUGUUCGAGCCCGUGAACGCGAAGCCCCCCGCACCCUGCGUUGCCAUGGAUGUUGGCUCGAGCGUGUGGGAUUCGGCAGCCCCCGAGAACACCACGCCAGAGGAGAAAGGAUGGGCAAAGUUUACAGACUUCCAACCGUUCUGUUGCUCAGAGUCAGGUCCACGGUGCAGUUCUCCCGUCGACACCGAGAGCAACGAUUCAGACGGAAACCUGAAGCAAAGUCAAGACAAGAACUUCAGCGCUGCCUCUCCCUGUGUUUGGAACGUCUGUGUCACGAGGAAAGCGCCGCUGGUGGCCUCAGACAGCAGCUCCUCUGGAGGCUCCGACAGCGACGAGGAGGAGGACAAAGCUGAUAUCGUCACAGAAACCAUCAGCACGGGCUCAGGCCAGGAAACCAUCAAGCUGACCAUGGAUGCUAAAAACGAGAAGGCUGUUUUCACCAGCGAUGCAGACUGCAUGGUUAUUGAUAAGCUGGCCAUCACUGACAUCGGAACGACAAAACCAUCCAAACCCCUGAACAACGUGGCCCAGCACGCAGAGGAGCACCAGAACACCGCCACGGUUGUCACAGCAGUCACGGAAACGGCCACAAAAGACAGGAAAGAAGAAGCCUUGCCCUGUGCUGAAGCCACAUUAAAUGGCCCUGCUUGAUGAAACAGAUGCAAUGGGACGUGUGUGAUCCAGGCCAGGCUGCUACCUGGUGAUGCAAUUUGUCAAUUAUUUUUUUUUUUUUUUCAUUUUAAUUUUAUUUUUUAAUAAAUGCUGCAUUGAUGAGAGAGCUGGCAUUCAGGACCAGACACGCAGUUUCAACACCAACAAUCUGUUCUGAAAGACACUUGCAUUGUCUAAAUGUAGCAUUGAUCAGUUAGUCAUCACAGGAAUGAUGGGGUUCUUCCCAAGCAAGCCUUCUGCCUAAUUUUAGUUCCUUGUCCCCUUCCCUCUCUCCCUUGUUUUUGUUUUGUAUUUGGGGUUCAGUCCUAUUUUCUUAGUGUUAUUGCACACAGUAUUCAGCUUCUCUUCAGAAAGGUAGCAGGUCUAACGCUGGGACUUGGACAGUGCACAAGAGUCCCGCAGUCGUGUGACCAAAGUUCCUGAUGGAGCUGUCUUUGGGCAGCAUUUGCACCGCUUUUGUAUAGCAAUAAAGCCUUAUCAGAAACAUUUCAUAGGAGGAAAAGAUGCAAACACUUUAAAUGGGAUGAAGCAGGGAGGGAUUUUAUUUUACAUUUUUGUGGGGUGGGAGGGAAGUCAUUGACGUUGUCCCAAGCCAGAGGCCAAGCGGCUAACUUGCUGUAAUGCUGAACUGUCUUGAGAAAUGGGAAGUCUCUGCAUUCCAGUGAAUUGCUCAGUGCUCUCUCCUCUGGAGAUGUGACAGUUUGCUGCGGGAUCUCGGGUCGGUUAGCAAUUGGUCUCUUCUGUCCGAGCCAUCAAAACUCAACUUCCCGGAUGUCAUCCUCCGUUGGCUGGAGAGUAUGCAAAGAAGGUAGCGUGUUGUUUGCCAGCUAAGAGGAUAAUGAUCCACUGGACUGCUGCCGUGCAGGAGCGAGAGCAGAUAUGGCACAAACAGGUUAUCAGGUGUUUGCUGGCUUUUUGGAGACUAAUGUAUUUUCAAAUUAUUAUGGAAAUCCUUUUCUGUUUGUUUUGUUCUGUUUUUAAAGUUUUUAAUGGAUGCAGGAACAGCAACACUUUUGCACUUUGUACCUAGUGACAACAUUGGAGAGUGAAACGGCCCCAGCACAGGACUCCUCCUGUUACUCCCCGGGUAGUCGGUCACGGAGAAGUUUUGGGGGGAUGGGGACUGGGGGGACACACGUACCCACUGCCUUGGGAUAGAGAGUAAAACAUAAUGGAGAAAUGGACUGCGCUUCAGACUGCCUGGGAGCAAGGUCGGUUGAAGGUGUGUGCUUGACUCUGGAACACAGGAUCUUCUGCCUAGGCUGAAGGACCUACUCCUGUAAGGACCGUCCCAGUUUCAGACACUGGUCUGCACUCAGCGGUGCUGGCCUCUGCUUUGAGCUUGUUCCCAGACCGGACUUGUGCACAUAGAUCAUACGGGUGUAGGUGUUGGGCCACUUGCAGAAGCAGGCUCGGGCUGGUAACAGCAGGUCGCCGCGGCCGGUGCUCCAGUGCUUGUUCUCUACCCCCGUAGUGUAGAUACGGAGCUGGGCCUGCUUUUGUGUGUAAGCUGUAUGCCGAAAUCCACCUGUCAAAUGUUAAACGCCGCUUCUUUUAUUAGUCCGAGACCUAAGCUGGAAAAUCAUUCACUUUGGAAUAAAAGCAUGAAGCUUGACACGUAGGUAGCCAAAUAGCUUAUUUUCAGAUAUAUUCUCACUUGUGCAUAAUGAGGGACUUUACCCUGUGAGUAUGAAAAAGUACCUCACCCAGAUCUGUUGUUAUGAGCAAAGGCAUCCUAGCCAGACUUCAGUCUUUUAAAAAAUCCUUUAUUUUUAACUGUGAUAUGUAUGUAGUGCAUAUGAAAUUUUCUUAACUGUAUUGAGAGGUGGUGUGGGGGGGGGAUGAGAUGAACAAAACGUUUUCACUCUUCGAGUCAGUCUGUUCUGCUGGAUCAGUAUCCGACGGUGACGUACCCGCAGCACGGGGUUAUCCUUGUGUGCCCAAAGAUAAAACAUAUUUUCAUUUUUGCUCUUAGGGAAAACUGAGGAUUUGCUUUGCUGGAAUACCAGAUAGGGAGCUCGCAGGGCAGAAAGCGGGAUGAGAUUUCUGCGUGCAUCUUGGAAGUUGUGUGCUAGGGUUGUGGGCCGCUUGUAUGCUGCUGACAUAGCUGUGGUUUCUCUCAGCUGCAAUUACUCGGUAAGCAGGUGCUUUCGUGGCACAGUACUGUUGCUCUGGAAGUCUUCUCACUCGCUCCUUGUAAUUUAACAUAAAUAAUUUAAGGUUACAUUGCGCUGGGAGGAAAAGUCUCUGCUUUGGUUACCCUGCUUGCUAUUUGGAGAUCAAUCCCCCCCCUUAGCCAGGAUUAUCAGAAACAAUUAGUGGGUUUGAGUUGCUAAUUGGAAGCACAUUAAAGUCUUAAUUUUCAGAGGAUUGGUGCUAGAGUUUUUCUGAAAUUCAGGUUCUCUUUGGGCAUUCUUUAAACACCCAAGAACGAUACUAUGAAGGCCAAAAAAUCAUUAAUCUAAUACAACAUCAGCACAGCUUAGUCCAGCAGCUGGUUGAAGACCAUGAUUGGGCUUCAGUCCCAUUAAAUACCAGGCGAUGGCAAUAGUUCUCGUCCAGUCCGUUCACAUUCACGGUUCUUGGCUGUGGUGCUCGCGGGUUCCACCAUGCUACGAUUAUGACCAAGUCCAUUCAGGAUCAAGAGAUGAAGGGGAAAUGUCCAUAGCAGGCAGGAUUUGAUCAUCCUUCUGGCUUGACACGUUUUCAGCCACCCUUGAAACGGAUAAAUGAUCUUUGCAUCUUUGCGUUAGGUUCUGUCAUAGACAGGGCUCACCUUACAUCACCUCGAGCCGUGCUGGCCGAUGUUGCAAGAAUACCGAUUAGCUGUACCCGCCUGAUCUGUUUGUGACGCCUUGGUUUGGGGAGCAGUAACCUCCGCCUGGACAGCGGUACGGAACAGCCGGCAGCAACAGCAUCCUAAACGUUUCAGAGCUGCACGCGAGGCCGCGCCUGUGCCUUUCGUUGCAGGUUCUGAACUUGUCAUUCGUUAGCUUUUGGCUUUGAGUCUAUACAUUUAAAUGAAAGCUUUAAUAAUCUAUUUAAACAUAUCCAGUAAGCAGAUCUAAAAACACAGUUUAGCUCCUGAGGGGCUCGUUAUCUAAGUGUGUUAAUUUGAUUACUUGUGUCCAGCUACUUUUGCGAUAAGAUGUUUUACCGGUGGUUGGAUUUGUAGAAAUGCACAAGCUCUCUCGCUUUUGUGACAGUGAAUGAUUCCUCCACGUUUGGGUUUUAAGCUCCGAAUUAUGCCUCAUUGUUCCUCAUCCUUGUACGUUGGAGUUUGCAGAUCAGAACAGAUCCGGAAUCAGGUGGUGGUUUCCUUGCCUGGCUCAGGUAAACCGUGCAUAAAUUUCUUUCCCGUUGUGAGGUUGAGCUUCCCGUCCCCCUGGAGUCACAGCGGAUGUGCAGAGUUGGUCCCCGUCGCUGUCUCAGCUGUCUCCUCGCCGUCCCAAGGCUCUGUGACUGGUUUUGGGUGGCUGUAGGACACAGCGCGCAGGGACUCGGCCGAGCCCUUUCCGCAGGUCAGGCCGUGCCCCUGUCUGUGCCCCGUGCCGUGCUGUCCCCGCAGCCGUUGUUCACGGUGGCAUUUGGGGGCUCUUACCUUCUCCCCCGGUAGCCGUGUGCUCUAGGGAGGGACUGUCGCCCCAGGGUGGGGCAGGACGUGUUGUCGACUCAAAAUGCAUUUACGUCACCCAGCUGUACCCCUUAAAAACCCCUCGGCUUGCUUUGAUACCUGGUCAGAGAGCGGCGAAGACUAAACAGAAGUUAUAUUCAGCACUGUCCUUUCUCAUUUAUGUGCAGUAUUUUGAGUCUGUCCAUAUCAUUAGGGUAUAUAUAAUUUUAGGUUUGAAUAUGUAUACUGAUGAGUGUGUAUAUAGAUAUAUAUUUGCAAUAUGUAUUAUUCCAUGUAUAUUUAUACACACACAGUUGGAUAUUGUGAGGAACCUGGUGAAGCAGACACUCGGAGCACAAUGAGCCUGAAUUUUAUAUCUGCGUAGAGCGUAGAGCUCCCGUGAUCAAUAGCACCUCAUCGACAAACAUUCGUUGCACAAGACCAAAACCAGCAAGGCGUACCUUACUGCGGGGAUGGUUCUGCUGGAACAUUCUAGUUCAACCCUGCUACCCAGCUGGGCGUUGAUGUGGGGGAUUACAGGAGAGCGGUGGCUUGCGCGGUGAUCCCAGUGGUGUUCCCGGGAUCCCGGUGGUGGUCCUGGCGUCCCUGCUGCUGCAGAGCCGUGCCCACGUGCUUUCACACUGGGAGAGGAGGGGGCCUGUUCUGCACAAUUAGCAAUUAAAAAGCGAUCAGCCGACACUAAAUAAUUCUUGAAUCGUAGCACAUUUGUCUCUGGCUGGUUGGGCUGUGGGAAAACACGCUGCUUUGGAUGAUCCGGCCGUUCGGGCAUCCUGCCAUCAUCACAUCAGAUGACCGUUUCCAGGCGUCCAAACUCCUGUGCUCGGUACCUGGGUGUUAAGCUGCGGGGGGAGCAGAGCGGUAGGGCUUGUCAUCAGAAAACCCUGUGCUGCAGAGAGAUCGUUUGGAGCCACAGAGAGGUGAUCCGAUAGCAGAUAAAAAAGUGGUUUGGGUUAAUUAUUUCUGUUGCUUGCUACAGGCUUUUAAUGCUGGUGCAGGGAUGACAGCACGGUGAGCAGGGUGGUUACGAAUCCGCUUCAAACGGGGGGAGAUCUGGAGGUGGGUCCGUGGGUCUGAAGUCCCUCGUGCCGUCCCAACGAGGUGGGGUCCUCUCUAAAAUGGUAUCCACCAACUUCAAAUUAGAGUUUAGGUGCGACAGUCCUUUGAAGGAAAGCAGUCAAGGAACAUGAUUGUAGUUUGUUCAACAGUUUCACCAGUCUUCUAACAAAAUUUCCCCCCCCACAAAUAUAAUUUAUUGCUGCUUCUCUUCAGUCAUAACAGUUAUGGCAGGCAAAAUCCCAGUUAUUCAUCUGGAUAAUGCGUUCUCAGCAAAGCCCAAUAGAAAUUUCGUGAGUGUCCCAAGGCUUUGCCUCCCUUAUUGCUUUUUAGAGUGCAGCAGUUGGCAAGCAGAAUGGAAAACCAGUGGGUGCACAAAUUUAAAAAAAAAACCCAAAACAACCCCAAAACCAAUGACAAAACCCCACAGUGUUCCUCUCAGCAUCUCUUUGAAAAGGCUCAGGCAUCCCCGUUUGCCAGUGGGCAGGUUUGGGUAUGGUGCAGUGUGCAAGGUGGCUGAUAGUUAAGGGACGUUCCUAAAGAACAUAUCUAAAGGAAGAAAGUUAAAAUGGCUUUAUCGUUUCCUGCUGGCUUCCCAAAGUCAUUUUUCCAAGAAUUAGCCAGUCAGCGUAAUUGAAAUCCUUACUGAUCAGUGGCAUAACUCAGAGCAGAUCUUGGUGCAAGGCACUAAAGGUUUACACCACGGCGUAUGCUCCUUGGCGUUCCACUCUCAGCUUAAUCCUUCCGGCCACGGAGCGCCGUGACUUCCCUCCUUCCCCCCGCCCGGUUAGAGCCGUGCCCGAGAAGGAUGCAGCCUGGGGCUCCAGGUGCGGGUUACACCUCGCUCCGUGCGCUUCGCUGGCACUGCGCUGUCUUCACUAGCGUUGGCGUCAGUGUUUACUAGUAAAGCUUUUUUCCGACUUCCCCUUCGGUUGUGCUAAGCACCGUCCUCCUGCAGUGGUAAUCCCAGUGAAGCUGGAACAGCCCCGUUUUCUUCCCUUGUUCGGUUUAUCUGGUGGGGGAAACAGCUGCUGUAUGGCAGAGUCCCCGAAUCUCUGCAGCUCUUAAAGACCAGAGGGGUUUGCCGGUCGUGGUGGAAGAAGCGCAACAAAUUCUUGGAAGUCCUCUGGUACUGACUGUGCAAUCUGAUGUCCCCUGGGACUUUGUGAGAGAGGAAAGUCCUGCAUCCUGGCUGCCAGAGUAAUUACACUCGAUAAAUAAAAUCAUUCGAUAUUUUUGCAAUGUAAUGCUUGACUUUUUUGAUGCCAUACAGCAGCUCAUCCCGCAAUUUCCAGUCAUUGAAGUAAUAGGUUUUCUUCUCCUCUUGCUCUUCCCAAAGCAGUGAUCUCACCCUGAAUCACGUUCAGAAAUUAUAAACAAUUGAUUUUGUUGUUACAAGAGGUUUUGCUGGCAUUAGAAAAAGAGACAAAACGAAACCUGCUGUUUAGGAUGGUAUGCUCAUUCUCUUUGUUGUGGUGGUGGUGGUGGUGGUGGUUUUUUACCUGGCAUCUCUUCUCUCUGAAAUCCUCUUUGGCCACGUACUCUUGUUCUGAAAACAUCUGUACCUCCGGUUGCCAGCUCUCACGAGACCAGCGUAACACACUGCCGUGCUCUUUGGCCAGCACCAGCUUUAAAAGAAAACCUUUUCAGAUGCUCUCCCUGAAGGAAAA